UGCAUGAAGCUGAACCCCUCCUUCCUGGGCAUCGCCCUCAGCUCCCUGCUCGCCAUCGACCUCUGGGCCUCCAAGCGCCUGGGCGUCUGCGCCGGAGAGGACUCGGCCUGGGGCAGCGCUCGCCCCCUCAUGAAGGUCAUCGAGGUGUCGGGGCACGGCAUCCCCUGGCUGCUCGGCACCUUCUGCGGGCAGAAAGUUGUCCUCAAUUGUCUUCUAGCAUUGCUGCUGGAUCUCGUGUUGGUGGCAGCGGUGAAAGGGCUCGUCAAGCGGCGGCGGCCCACCCACAACAAGAUGGACAUGUUUGUCACCAUCUCAGUGGACAAGUACUCCUUUCCCUCGGGCCACGCCACCAGAGCUGCCCUGGUCUGUCGCUUCAUUCUACGCCACCUGGUGCUCGCCGUCCCGCUGCGGGUGCUCGUGGUGCUCUGGGCUCUCAUCGUCAGCAUUUCCAGGGUCAUGCUGGGCAGGCACAACAUGACAGACGUGCUCUUUGGUUUGCUGCUGGGCUACAUGCUGUACAGUGUGGUAGAGUACUGCUGGCUGUCCCCACUCAGCGCACCUGCCCUCUUUGCGCUCUGGAGCCACUGA
Apaloderma vittatum (bar-tailed trogon) is the source of this 588-nucleotide messenger RNA. It is a transcript of the gene PLPP6, whose product is annotated as phosphatidic acid phosphatase type 2 domain containing 2. NCBI's taxonomy places the organism in Eukaryota, Metazoa, Chordata, Aves, Trogoniformes, Trogonidae. Gene Ontology annotation, molecular function: sphingosine-1-phosphate phosphatase activity. The transcript has 3 exons. The record is from RefSeq and is a predicted model, not a curated record. The annotation marks the transcript as partial.